AUUUUUAUUUUUUUCUUUUACUGUUGAUGGUAAUUUUGUUUUUACUUUUAAUUUACCUUGAGCCAUUUUCUAUAAUAUUAUAAUAAUAAUAAUAAUAAUAAUAAUAAUAAUAUAUUAUAUUAAUUUUAUAUUAAUAAUUAAUUAUAUAUUUAUGUGCACAUUUCAUUUUACUCUUAUAAAAAACUAAUCUCUUAACUUAUUUCUUAACUAACCUAAUCUUCAUUUUAUAAAAAAAGAAAUACUUUCGCAUUUAUAUAAAAAAAAAUGAAUAAAAAUCUAUUAUAUAUCUUUUAUUUAUUAGAAAUAUUUUACUUUAUUUUCGAUUUAUCAAACGUAAAUAUUUAUGUAACGAGAAAAAAGAUUUUUAAAUCAAUUAUAAUAUCAUAAAUUGAUAUGAUACAUUAUAAUAAAAUAAACAUUUUUUAUUAUGAUACAAUUAUUAAUAAACCAAAUAUUUUAAUAAAUUAGUAAUAUUUUCAUUAUAAAUUCAAAAUUUAUAUAUCUAAUAUAAAAUUAAUUAAAUUCAUAUAUUGUCUUUAAUAAUUUAUAUAUAGCAUUCAUAAUACAUUUUUUUUUACUGCUUGUUAUCAGGUCGUUCGAUUUUUUGUUACGAAAUAUUACGAAAUCACAUUUAAUUUUCAAUUAUUAUUUAUUCAACAUAAAAGAAUAGAACGAACAAAAUGGCUUUAUCUAAACCUAGAAAUUUAAUUCUUCAACUUACCAGUGCUUAUUUUGAGCGACUUUACACUAGCCCAGUGAAAACUAAAGCAAUUACUAGUUGUAUCAUUGCUACUAUCGGAAAUUUCUUGUCACAAAAAAUUUCUGGUGUAAAACACCUUAAUGAAGAUAGUUUACUUGCAUUUGCUCUUUUUGGGUUAAUCUUUGGAGGUCCACUUCCUCAUUAUUUUUACACAUAUAUACAAUUAUUUGUAAAAAAUCCUUUUAUACUUUUAUUAGUAGAAAGAUGCUUAUAUACACCCUGUUACCAAGCAUUAGCAUUAUACAUGUUAUCUCUAUUUGAGGGUAAUACACACAAAGAUGCAUGUAAACAAAUGAAAAGCUUAUAUUGGCCAGUAAUUACUGCAAAUUUAAAAUAUUUAACAUUACUUCAAUUCAUUAAUUUAAAAUAUGUUCCACCAAUAUUACGUGUUCUUGUGGUAAAUCUUAUUGGUUUCUUUUGGGCUAUAUAUCUUGCACAGCAACGGAGUAAACAAUCAAAAAUAACUGGAAUAAAAAAAUAAUGAUAUAAAUUUGAUGCUAAUAUGUUAUUAUUAAAUAUAAAGAAAUGAUUAGUUAAUUGGGGUCCAUAUUUGGUAAGGAUAAUAAUAUAUUAUAAGUGUAAAUAAUUUCAUUCCUAUUAAAAUUUUUAAUGUAUUAUUGCUAUUACUAUAUAUCACAUAUAAUUUAAAAACUGAAAUAUAUAUUGAAUUAGAUAUCUUCUAAAUGUAUAAAGAUAUUUACAAAUAAAUUUUAUAUGUUUUGUGAAACAAAAA
Molecule: messenger RNA, 1493 nt
Organism: Apis cerana (Asiatic honeybee)
Lineage: Eukaryota; Metazoa; Arthropoda; Insecta; Hymenoptera; Apidae
Product: peroxisomal membrane protein 2
Cellular component (GO): peroxisomal membrane; cytoplasm
Source: RefSeq, a predicted model, not a curated record